Messenger RNA from Pleurotus ostreatus (oyster mushroom), 1725 nucleotides. RefSeq lists its product as uncharacterized. Lineage: Eukaryota; Fungi; Basidiomycota; Agaricomycetes; Agaricales; Pleurotaceae. The record is from RefSeq and is a predicted model, not a curated record. Bases 1 to 1725 code for a protein of 574 amino acids. The transcript is spliced from 10 exons. Gene Ontology annotation, molecular function: monooxygenase activity.
AUGGCCUCGUCUACCCAGCCUUAUACACAACCACCAAAGCAUGUAAAUGUCCUCGUCAUCGGGGGUGGGCCUGCCGGCACUUAUGCUGCGUCUGCCCUAGCUCGCGAGGGCAUUGAGGUCGCUGUAUUCGAAGCAUCCAAAUUCCCGAGAUACCACAUCGGAGAAAGCCUGAUUCCAUCCGUCAGGCACUACCUCCGUUUCAUCGGUGCGGAGGAGAAACUCGCCAACCAUGGGUUUUGUCGCAAGCCGGGAUCAGCGAUUAAGUUUAAUCAAAACAAGCAAGAAGGAUACACCGAUUUCGUGGCCUUGGGUCACAACAAUAAUGCGUGGAAUGUGGUUCGUUCCGAAUUCGAUCAGAUGUUGAUGAACCAUGCUCGUUCCUCGGGAGCGGCCAUCUACGAGCGAACGAAAGUAAAUAGCAUCGAAUUUUCGAAGUCGAAUCCCGGAAGACCGACCUCGGUGUCAUGGACCCACACACCGCCCCCGGUCCCCCUCUCUCCGCCAACGUCCCCCCAAACUAAGUUCAAGAAGUUAGAGUCGAACGGCGAUGCAUCGGAGGGGACGUCACAGGGAGUUGAAGGCGUAACGACAUUCGAUUAUAUGAUCGACGCGACUGGGCGUGCAGGAAUCAUGUCCACGAAAUAUCUACAAAACAGGCGGUUCAACGAAUCCCUGAAGAAUGUUGCAGUAUGGGGGUACUGGGAGAAUGUGGGUACUUACGGAGUGGGCACGAAGCGCGAAGGUGCCCCGUGGUUCGAGGCAUUGACAGAUGAGACUGGUUGGGCGUGGUUCAUCCCAUUACACAACGGCACUACUUCUGUCGGUAUUGUGAUGAACCAGAAGUCCCAUACGGACAGAACGAAGCAACAAGUCGCGACCGGCGAUGGUUCCUCUACGAUGACGUCCCGCUAUCUGGAGAACAUUCUCCUGGCUCCGGGGUUGGUGGAUCUGAUAGGCGAAGGGAAAAUGGUGGAUGGAACCGUCAAAAGCGCCAGCGACUUCAGCUACUCAGCGCCGAAGUAUGCCGGGGAAAGGUAUAGGAUCGUGGGGGAUGCAGGAGCGUUCAUCGACCCGUUCUUUUCGUCUGGCAUCCACCUGGCUAUGACGUCUGCUUUGGCUGCGUCUGCUAGCAUCUGUGCAUCGAUCCGAAAGGACUGUACGGAGCUGGAGGCUACUGAGUGGCAUACUAAACGGGUAGCGACGAGCUACACAAGGUUCCAAGUAGUCGUUCUCAGCGCGUACAAACAAAUGCGUGCUCAAAACUUUGACGUUUUGUCGGAAAUCGAUGAAGACAACUAUGAUCGAGCGUUUGCGUACCUUCGUCCAGUGAUUCAAGGAGCAUCUGAGAUGGGGGCCAGACUUUCGGAAGACGAGCUCCAAAGGUCUCUUGACUUUUGCCUGCAGCUCUUCAACCCAACCUCCCCAGAGCAACACGAACGGGUGUUCAAGCAAGGCGGCGCAUUGGCGCGGCAACUGAUGGAUCUCUCUCAGCCGGUUAUGGACACGUCGCUUCUGCUUCAGCAGAUAAAGCCUCUUUGUGGGCGUCGAGAGUCCCAGGACACCUCGGAGGAUUCAGAUUCGGAUGUGGAGCUUGUCGUCAAGAAGAUCAACGCAAGGAGGGUCGUUCAUCCGGAGUAUGCGAUCAACAACUUGGAAACUGAGCCUUUGGAAGGCUUUGCGGUCAGGCUGGAGAGAGGCAAAUUAGGACUGAUCGGCAAGCACUGA